CAGUUUGUUUUGUUCAGUGUUCAGUGCUGAUUGCUGACUGGAGAGGAACGUAAUGCAGUAUUAUAAAUCAAGCUGCUUGCAUUUGCAUCGAAUAUUUGCAAUGAAAAUACCGUUCCAUUUAUGAUUUAUAAUUCGUGGCAUUUUGAUAUCUUCAAAAACGGGUAUUUUCAAUAAAGGCUUCGAUAAUGGGUAAGCCCUCGCCGACCGAUUCCUACACUGUGGCACCGAUUCAUCAUCAUGUUGAGCUGCUGGAUCAGUGUGUGGAGUUGAUAAACUCAGAAUGGCCCCGAUCCUACACGGCCCGUCUUUGGAGUUUAAAGUCAUCCAAGGACACAUUGCCAACCAGUAUGGUGCUCAUCGACAGCGCAGAGAACGAUAAAUCAACCGUCCUAGCGCACGCCAAACUAUCUCCGAUUCCAUCCGACGCCGAAGCAGUCUUCAUCGAAACGGUCGUCGUUGAUCGAAGGUACCGUGGUAAAGGCUUGGGGAGAACUCUAAUGCGUGCAGUGGAAAACCACUGCUUCGAAACGCUGCGCCUUAGAACUAUUUAUCUUUCCACUAUCGAUCAGGAGGGUUUCUACGCUAAAAUAGGAUACAGUUAUUGUAAAGCUAUGAACAUGUUCGGCACUCGCAGCGCAUUCAAUACAUCAACCAAGAAAAUAUGGAUGAUGAAAACACGUAACGAUUGGAAUUCCAGCACUAGUGCCUAGAGUUAGAAAACGACAUAUGUAUCAUGUGUGUAUAUAUAAGUGAACGGCGUACAGAUCGCCGAUGUAGAUGAUUUCAUUAUUUGGCAGCAUUUGUCGCAAACAGCCUGAUUUGUGGCCAAAAGAAUUAGCUUUUACUUGUGUAUUUAAAUAAUUGUAUGUGGAGUGAUACGAUCAAAUAACAUGUAGAUUGCUUAUAACAAUUUUUGUAAAUAAAAUAAAUUACAAUCAUGGGGUUAUAUUUUUUUCGAGACGGUACAACCCAAACAAA
This is a messenger RNA of Armigeres subalbatus, 978 nucleotides long. Its product is annotated as N-alpha-acetyltransferase 80-like. The transcript is spliced from 2 exons. Gene Ontology annotation, biological process: protein acetylation. Gene Ontology annotation, cellular component: cytoplasm. The record is from RefSeq and is a predicted model, not a curated record. Bases 186 to 710 code for a protein of 174 amino acids. Lineage: Eukaryota; Metazoa; Arthropoda; Insecta; Diptera; Culicidae. Gene Ontology annotation, molecular function: acetyl-CoA binding; N-acetyltransferase activity.